AUGGCAAGUUUAACAGUUUUGUUGCGUCAUUUUGGCAAGUGGAACGAUGAGGGCAAUUACAUCGAUUUUUCAAUUGAGGGAAUACUGAUAAAGGAGUAUGCCUCCUUUAAUGAUCUGGUUGCUUCAAUUUCUAAUCAAGUGGAUCUUAUAUCCGGAGGUAGUUUAAAUCAAGGCGACAUUGUGCAAAUAGACGAAGCAGUUCAAAGGUACGAUUCCGAUACAGAUGAUACACUGGCUCUAGAUUUUGUCAAUUCAGGAGAAGCGAUUGGAGUGUUUGAACUCCACAAGGAUUUGAUAAUUUCAAAAACUAAUCAAAAGGAGGUUAUGUCUGGAUAUUGUGAAUGGAGGUUUAAGGCUUCAAGCAUUAACAAAUCAGAACUAUUCAAGGUGAGAGAAUUCAAUGAUAACCAUACAUGUCCGCUAAAGGACAAGGUGUAUGAGCAGCGGCAGGCUAGUAGCAGCCUUAUAGGUGGUAUGAUAAGUCCUAAGCUUACAAACCAUAAGAGGAAAUACACUCCAAGGGAUAUUACUGAUGAUGUGAAAUCAGAUUUUGGUGUAGAUGUUAGCUACAUGUUGGCGUGGAGGGCUAAAGAAAAGGCAAUGAAUUUUCUGAGAGGUGAACCGGCUGAUUCAUACAAAAAAUUACCAGGAUACUUAUAUACAAUGGAUAUGACAUAUCCAGGUUCCCACAUCAGAAUGGCAAGCACGUUGGAUGGUGCAGGUCAUAUAUUGCCACUAGCAUAUGGUGUUAUUGAUUAUGAGAACGAUGCUGCUUGGACGUGGUUCUUUGAAAAAUUCAAGAUAGCAUAUGGUGAAAGGGAAAACAUGUGCAUCGUUUCAGAUAGAAAUGAGAGUAUCAUUAAAUCUGUAUCGAGAGUGUAUCCAGAUGUACUGCAUUUUGCUUGUAUAUGGCAUCUAUGGAACAACGUAUAUAAGAAAUUCAAAAAGAGCCAUGCCAAGUUGAGCGAGAUAUACUUCUCGAUGGCAAAAGCAUACACACAAGCUGAAUUUGACAGUCUGAUGGAGAAGGUGGAGAAGGUAGAUAUUAGGGUGAAAGAAUACUUAGAGUUAGCUGGUUACGAAAAGUGGGCUAGGUUGUAUGCACCUGUUAACAGGGGAUGGACAAUGACGUCAAAUAUUGCUGAGUCAAUCAAUGCCGCACUAGUUUCAGCAAGGGAAUUGCCAAUAUACAACUUCCUCGAAGAAGUUAGGAAGAUGUUUGGACGUUGGAAUUGUAGUAACCGCAAAGAAGCUACACAGACAUACACGACGCUUGGAAAAAAAUACCCGGAGAUGCUGACUUUGAAUGAGGGAAUGUCUACACGUAUGGCUGUGGUACCAUCAACUGAAUACUUACAUACGGUUAACGAUGGUGGGAGGAAUUACACAGUCUGCCUGUUAGAGAGAAAAUGUGUUUGUGGGAGGUUCCAAGUUGAUGAAUUGCCAUGCCCACAUGCUUGGGCUGUAUUGAAGAGCAAGUUUCUAAUGCCAGAUGGUUCGGCAAAUUAUUAA
Messenger RNA from Nicotiana attenuata, 1512 nucleotides. RefSeq lists its product as uncharacterized. The record is from RefSeq and is a predicted model, not a curated record. The transcript is spliced from 6 exons. NCBI's taxonomy places the organism in Eukaryota, Viridiplantae, Streptophyta, Magnoliopsida, Solanales, Solanaceae. Gene Ontology annotation, molecular function: zinc ion binding. The coding region runs from base 1 to 1512 and encodes 503 amino acids.